This is a messenger RNA of Peromyscus californicus insignis, 430 nucleotides long. It is a transcript of the gene Mt4, whose product is annotated as metallothionein 4. Gene Ontology annotation, molecular function: metal ion binding. Lineage: Eukaryota; Metazoa; Chordata; Mammalia; Rodentia; Cricetidae. Bases 59 to 265 code for a protein of 68 amino acids. The transcript is spliced from 3 exons. The record is from RefSeq and is a predicted model, not a curated record.
CAGUACCAGCUGUGUCGUGUUUUUAAACUCCUGGGUCUUUCCCUACACAGAGUUAUAAAUGGACCUGAUUCAAGGGUUGUUGUGCUCAGGAAUGUGCAUUUCCACAAGAGGGAUCUGCAUCUGCGGAGACAAUUGCAAAUGUACAACCUGCAGCUGUAAAACCUGCCGUAAAAGUUGCUGUCCCUGCUGCCCCCCAGGCUGUGCCAAGUGUGCCCGGGGCUGCAUCUGCAAAGGGGGCUCAGACAAGUGCAGCUGCUGCCCCUGAAACCCACCCAUGGCACCAGGAGAGAUCCUGGAAGUGACUGCCCGGUGCCUGAGUCAAAGGAUUGACUUUGUAUAAUAAGUUGUGCCUUUUAUAUAUAUAUAUGCCCAAAUGUGGUGCCCAUGAUGUUCGUGUAAAGUUCUUGGAGCAAUAAAGCUUUCAUGGCUA